Molecule: messenger RNA, 2101 nt
Organism: Sclerotinia trifoliorum
Lineage: Eukaryota; Fungi; Ascomycota; Leotiomycetes; Helotiales; Sclerotiniaceae
Source: the annotation of a GenBank genome assembly
UUAGUCUGAAUGGGCCGAUGCCGCAAAAUCCGAGAAAAAGGUGCUUCCUAAGCGGAAAGUCGAUUUUUUCACACCAUUCUUUAUUAUAUAUGAGGGGCGAUCUCCCCCUCCAAAAGAUUUCUUGCAAACUUUCCAAACAUUUCUCAACGCAACAUAUUUCUACUGCCUUUUGCACACAACAACUUUGCAGUUCAUAUGCAAAGCAACUACAAAGAUUAUCGAAAAGGCUGAGGAGUAUUGGAUAAAAGAUCCUAUACUCCUUGCGUCAGGUCAGAUACUUUAAACCUAUCUCUCUUUUUUUCAACAGACCAUGCUUCCUCCACUUCCCAAACUCAGCAAAUACGGGAUAUCUCCAGAAUAUGGAUUUCUUCCGGCUGAUUUACCUCUUGAACGACUUCCCGAUCCAUAUUACAACAAAUGGGAGGCGAUCAUUGCGAACCUUCAAGGUUUGAUCUUGAGCAAACGCUUGCGCAGUGUCAUUGAUCGUCUUCCUGUUCUUUCCACCGCCGGUCUGGAACAUGAUUCGGAAUGGCGAAGAGCAUAUUCGUUGUUAUGUUUCAUGGCGCAUAGCUAUAUAUGGGGUGGUGAUAGCCCUGAAGAGGUUUGUACUCCUUUCCGCAGUUUUCGAGCGUCAGAGCCUUAUGCUAAUUGUUUUGAACCUACAGCACUUGCCGCCAUCCAUUACGGUCCCCCUAUUACAUAUUUCGAACUACUUGGAAGUACCACCAGUCGCCACAUAUGCUGCUGUCUGUCUCUGGAACUUCAAACCAUUGUUCGCAGAUGAACAUGUCGACAAUUUGGAGAAUCUUGCCACUUUAACCACAUUCACGGGCUCUAUUGAUGAGUCUUGGUUUUAUUUGGUCUCGGUGGCGAUCGAGGCUCGAGCUGCUCCUGUUCUUCCGCUCAUGCUUACAGCAAUUGAGGCGGCUCGUAAGAAUGAUAGCAGGACUGUUACAUCUUGUCUUCGAACUUUUGCGGAAAGGCUCGAUGAUCUUGGAACACUUCUUCAGCGCAUGCAUGAAAGCUGCGAUCCUCAUGUGUUUUAUCAUCGAAUCCGUCCUUUUCUCGCUGGUAGUAAGAACAUGGAAGAAGCAGGGCUACCAAAUGGGGUUUUAUACGAUGAAGGUGAUGGAGUUGGUCAAUACCGAAAGCUCUCUGGAGGUAGCAAUGCCCAGAGUUCCAUUCUUCAAUUCUUCGACAUUGUUCUAGGCAUAGAACAUCGUCCUACAGGUGAGAAAAAGGACGCCGCAUCCGAAAGUGAACUUGAAGGUAGCGCUCCACGAACCAAACAUAAUUUCCUUCUCGAGAUGAGAAAAUACAUGCCAGGAGCUCAUCGACGAUUCCUCGAAGACAUGACUGUGGUGGCCAACAUCCGUGAUUAUGUCGAAGCGCAUACCGACAAUGAUGAAUUAUGUCUCGCAUACGAUGCUUGUCUCGCCAUGUUGCGCACUUUCCGCGAUAAACACAUCGCAAUUGUAACUCGUUACAUUGUAAUCAAAUCACGCGAAUCGCGCUCUCAUUCUCGCUCCAUGAGUCCGGAAGCAAAUCGUAGCCGAAAGGUAGAUAUUGCUACGGCUUCUCGCGGAAAAGGCGAUGAUGAAGAGAAGAAGAGAAAAUUGAAAGGCACAGGUGGUACAGCACUUAUCCCUUUUUUAAAACAAGCAAGAGAUGAAACCGGAGAGCCAACAAUUGAUUCCUGGGCGAGGAGAGUCAUGAAUAGAGAUUUGGAUACGAAGGGUACGGGAGAUUUCUUCGUGGGAAAAUUAGAUGAACGAACUGAUGGGGGAUUGGAGUUGGGUGGAUUGGCUGGAACUUGGACUUUGGAUGAGGAAGUCGGGGGUUUGUGCCAUUAUUAGGAGACGGAGUACGUACGUGUUACUUGUCACAGCGUAUCUUCCCGUUCGGCAUGAGCGAGCGUUUAGAGUUGAAAUUAAUAGUAUCCUAUCAAUUCAUCACUAUUCAUAUUAUUAGUCAAAAUCAAUCAAUGAUAUUUUACCACCAAUAUGAAUAAAUUAUUAAUAUUUGAGAAUGAGGAAUCGUUGUGUAUAUAAAUGAAAUGAUAGGAGAGAUAUAGAUGAGGAAGAUGAACGAAUAAACAAAC